CUUACAGGAUUUUUUAUGUCCUUACAAUAAUAAAAGGAUAUUAAAACCAACCACAUCAGAUUAUUGUUAAAAUACAAUUUAAAUUAUUUUAUCAUGUAUUCUAUGACACCUUUAAACAUUACGUUGCAACAUUACGUUAUUUUUGAACUGCAACUCAAAUAAGCUCUAAAUGGAAAAUUUUCCAGAUUGAAAAGUAAAAGUGUUACUGUCUGAAUUGCUUUUGCUCAUUACAGAAAUAUGUAUCUCACAGGAAAACCCAAGCAGAUCUUGGUGCUAUGUGGAAGUGAUGCAAAACUGAAGAACUCAAUAUCAAAUCUUAUAAGAGGAAAAAAGAAAAGCCUUACUCACUCACAACCAAGAAAUCAAAAUGAAGAGGAGAGUUUGAGGACAGAUGUGGAUCUUUAUGGUCGUCAGAUCAGUCUUGUGAAUCUUCCAGCUCUCACUCGUCUCUCAGAGGAGGAAGUGAUGCAUCAGACUCUCCGCUGUGUGUCUCUCUGUGAUCCUGGAGUUCAUGCUUUCCUCAUCAUUAUUCCUGUUGGUCCACUGACUGUUGAAGAUAAAGCAGAAAUAGAGAAGAUCCUGAAGAUAUUUGACUCUAGAGAUCACUUCAUUCUGCUCUUCACAACAGAGCUUCCUGUUGAAGGAUUUGUGACAGAUUUUGUUAACAUCUACACUGAUAGUCAACAGUUGAUCAGUCUUUGUGGAGGUCAGUACAGUGUGAUUGGGUUAAAGAAACCUGAAGACUCAACACAGAUCCCAGAACUGCUGGAGUAUAUAGAGAAGAUGAAGACUGAACCAUAUUCAUUUCAAAUGUAUGUGAAAGCUCAAGAGAGCAGAGUCAGAUGUGAAACAGAGGAGAAAUGUAAAGAAAAACUGAUUAAAAUGGAGAGUAAAAUCAAACAACUGGAACAGACAUUUCAGACAUACUUUGCUGAACGUUUAGAAGAUCUGCAGUGUCUGAGGAUUGUGCUGAUUGGAAGAACAGGAAGUGGAAAGAGUGCAACAGGAAACACUAUUCUGGGAAGAGAGGAGUUUUACAGUAGAAUGAGUACAAAUUCUGUGACGACUGUCUGCAAGAAAGGAGUUGGAGAAGUUGAUGGUCGAUCAGUAGCUGUUGUUGAUACUCCAGGGCUCUUCGACACAACACUGACAAAUGAUCAAGAGGUGGAAGAAAUAAUGAAGUGUGUUUCACUGUCAGCUCCUGGACCUCAUGUGUUUGUCAUUGUGUUGAGUUUGGGAAGAUUCACCAAAGAGGAGACAGAAACUAUAGAUCUGAUCAAGAAGAUAUUUGGUCCACAAGCUGCUCAGUUCAGCAUCGUUCUGUUUACCAGAGGAGACGAACUCAAAGAUCAAUCUAUAGAGGAUUAUCUGAAGAGAAGCAAAUUUGCAGAACUCCAGAAACUGAUCAGAGAUUGUGGAAACAGAUUCCUGGUGUUCAAUAACAGAGAAAAACAAGACAGAACUCAAGUGAUGAAGCUGUUAAAGAUGAUUGAAGAGGUGAAGAGUAAUAACCAGGGUGGAUACUUCACUAAUGAAAUGUUUGAGGAGGCAGAAAUGUCCAUUAAGAAGAAGAUGGAGGAAAUCAUGAAAGAGAGAGAAAGAGAGAUUCAGAAACAGAGAGAAGAGUUACAAGACAAAUAUGAGGAGGAGAUGAAGAACAUGAAGAAGAGACUCGAGGAAGAAAAACAAAGAGCAAAAGAGGAGAGAAAGAAAAUGGAGAAUAAACUGAAGCUGAAAGAGGAAAAACUCAGAAAAGAGUUUGAAGAGAAGGAGAAAACAGAUCAGAAGAAAAGAGAGAUUGAAAACCAGAAACGGUUAGAAGAGGAAAAACAGCAGAGAGCUGAAUAUAAUCAGAGAAUAGAAGAAAUGAUGAGAGAGAUCGACAAUCAGAGAUCACAGUAUGAACAACAGCAGAAAGAAAGAGAAGAAGAAGACAGAAAGAGAGAAGAGAAAUACAGACAAGACCAAGACAAGAUGAAAAGUGAACAAGAGCGAAUUAUAGCAGAAUUAAAGAGGAAACAUGAAGAAGAAACAAAACUGAGAGAUUUAGAGAAGAAAAGAAGAAAUGAAGAAGAAGAGGGGGAGAGACAGAGGUGGAAAAGAAGAAUAAAAGAAGCUGAAAAUGACAGAAAAGAGAUUCAAGAGGAAAUUAAACGACAGCAGAGAGAAUGGGAGGAUGAGAUGAAGAGAAGGUUUAGAGAACGAGAGGAAGAAGAAAGAAAAAGAAAAGAGAAACACGAAGAACAACUGAGAGAAAAACAAGAAGAACUGGAGAAAAUGAGAAAGAGAUUUGAAGGAGAAAGAGAAGAAGAACGACGG
This is a messenger RNA of Danio rerio (zebrafish), 2319 nucleotides long. Lineage: Eukaryota; Metazoa; Chordata; Actinopteri; Cypriniformes; Danionidae. The record is from RefSeq and is a predicted model, not a curated record.